AUGCAAUCUUUGAGCCGCCCAUCUUCAAUUUUGGCGCGAUCCGCCAAAAUCUUCCAAUCGGGCCGUCAAAUUUCGGCCAAACCACGGGCCGACGGCCCGGCCCCACCACCAAUCAAUCAAUUAUCCGAGGAGGAGAAUUCGAUUGUGGAUACAGGUAAGUAAGAAACCACGCGCUCCACCGAAAUAAACACGCAACGCAGACCGCGUCGCGCCACAACAAACACAAAAAAGGGAGGGAAUUUGAAUCGUUCGUGUGUGUUGUGGCGCGACGCGGUCUGCGUUGCGUGUUUAUUUCGGUGGAGCGCGUGACGCAUGUUUUCCCCGCCAAAACUUACAAAUUCAAAAAUGUUUUGCAGUCCGUCGCUUUGCUCAAAAUGUCAUCAAACCAUUGGUGCGCGAAAUGGACGACAAAUCACAAAUGCACCAAUCGGUCAUCACUGGCGCUUUUGAGAAUGGCGUGAGUUGGAUUUGUUGGCGCCAAAUUUGGAGGAUUUGAAUUUUUCGAGGAGAAAAUUGUGGAAAAUUUGAAUUUAAAGCCUAAAAAUGUUCAAAACAUCGAUUUUCAGCCUAAAAAUUUGUCUGAAAAUCAGAUUUUUGACCUGAAAACCUUAAAAUGAGCUGGAAAAUAGAGAAAAAACGAUUUUCAGCCUAAAAAUGUUGUCUGAAAAUCAGAUUUUUGACCUGAAAAACUUGAAAUGAGCUGGAAAAUUGAGAAAAAUCGAUUUUCAGCUGAAAACUUGUCUGAAAAUCAGAUUUUUGACCUGAAAAAACUUAAAAUGAGCUGGAAAAUUGAGAAAAAUCGAUUUUCAACUCAAAAAUUGUCUGAAAAUCACAUUUUUAAGUAGAAAACGCCUAAAUUAGCUGGGAAAAUUGAGAAAAAACGAUUUUCAUCUGAAAUUUUGUCUGAAAAACACAAAAAUUACAGAAAAUCUAUGAUUUUUGAUUAGAAAUUCACAGAAAAACCCAAUUUCAGAUAGAAAAUGACUGAAAAUUCACCUAAAACCUGAGUUCCAAUCAAAUUUUGUUGGAAACCCUAUUUUUGACCUGAAAAAUUGGUUUCUAGACUAGAAAUCCGUGAAAAACUUGAAUUUCGCCCAAAAAAGACGAUUCUAGACUGAAAAACUCCUGAAAAUCCCAAUUUUUCAGUUGAUGGGCGUCGAAAUCGCGGAAAAAUACGGCGGAACCGGUUCCUCGUUCUUCGACGCCGUUUUGGUCAUCGAAGAGUUGGCCAAAAUCGAUCCGUCGGUUUCGGUUUUUGUCGAUGUUCAGAAUACUUUGGUUGCGCCUUUGAUUAUUCAAUUGGGAACCGAAGAACAAAAACAAAAGUAUUUGCCGAAAAUUGUCAGCGAAUCGAUUGGAAGUUUUGCGUUGUCUGGUGAGGAUUUUGGGCGAAAUUUUGGGAAAAAAUGGAAAAUGCUACUGUUUGAUAUCAAAUUUGAUGAAAAACGAAGAAUUUUCUGAUUUUUUGAGUGUAAAUUCAAAAAAUUUCACUUUUUUGAAGUCUACAUUUCCUAUAAAAUAGCAAAAAUUCGAUUUUUGACCCAAAAUCUAUAUCGAAAUAUCGAUUUUCCAACUCGGGAACCUAAAAAUAAUGCUCCAAGGCCAAAAAAUUGGCAUUUUUUGAAUAAAAAACGCGAUUUUUGCUGUAAAGCCCCUCUAGGAGCGGCCCUUUGAAAACUAGGCUCUCUAGGCUUAGCUGCUUGAAAACUAGGCUCUCUAGGCUCAACCGCUUGAAAACUAGGCUCUCUAGGCUUAGCUACUUGAGGUAGAAGCUCUCAAGGCGCAUCUCCUAGACAAUUAGGGUCUCUAGGCUCAGCUGCUUGAAAACUAGGCUCUCUAGGCUCAGCUGCUUGCGUUAGAAGCUCACAAGGUUCAGCUCCUUGAGAAUUGAGCUCUCUAGGCUCAACUGCUUGAAAACUAGGCUCUCUAGGCUUAGCUACUUGAGGUAGAAGCUCUCAAGGCGCAUCUCCUAGACAAUUAGGGUCUCUAGGCUCAGCUGCUUGAAAACUAGGCUCUCUAGGCUCAGCUGCUUGAAAACUAGGCUCUCUAGGCUUAGCUUCUUGACGUAGAAGCUCUCAAGGCGCAUCUCCUAGACAAUAAGGUUGUUCUGGCUUCGCUACUCGAUAUUUUUCCAGAAGUAAGCAGUGGCUCCGACGCAUUCGCCCUCAAAACCACCGCCAAAAAAGAUGGCGACGACUUCAUCAUCAACGGCUCAAAAAUGUGGAUCACCAACGCCGGCCAUGCUCAAUUCUUCCUAGUCUUCGCCAACGCCGAGCCAGCAAAAGGCUACAAAGGAAUCACUUGCUUUUUAGUGGAUCGCAGUCAAGAAGGUGUUCAAGUUGGCAAAAAAGAGGAUAAAUUGGGAAUUCGAGCCAGUUCGACGUGUUCGAUUCAUUUCGACAAUGUUCGAGUGCAUAAAUCGGCGAUUUUGGGAGAAUAUGGAAAAGGUGAGGGGUUUUGCGGUGGGAAAAUUUGGAAAAAUCAUGAAAAAUCACAAAUUUUAGUCAAAAAAUUGUGAAAAUCAAGCUAAAGCUUGAUAAAAAUUGAAUUUUCAGCUAGAUUUUUGGCUAAAAGCCCUUCGGAAUUUGAAAAAUCACUUUCAGAAUUUUUUUUGUCUGAAAAUUUGAAUUUCAGAUUUUUAGCUAAAAAUCCCAAAUUUUCAGGCGUUUUUGAGCUGAAAAUCAUAAAAAAUCAUAAAAUUUGAAUUAGAAUUGAUGAAAAUUGUCAAUUUUUGAAUUUAAAUUCAAAAAAUCACUUUCAGAAUUUUUCAGCUAGAAAAUUUGUGAAAAUUUGGUUUGAUCAGCUGAAAAUCAUGAAAAAUCACAAAUUUUAGUCUAAAAAUCUUGAAAGUCAAGGUUUUCAAGCUUAAAUUUGAUGAAAAUUGAAUUUUCAGCUAGAUUUUUGUCUGAAAACUCUUCGGAAUUUGAAAAAUCACUUUCAGAAUUUUUUUUUGCUGAUUUUCAUGAAUUUUUGUCUGAAACUCUGAACUUCCAGCUAAAAAUCCCAAAUUUUCAGACGUUUUGAGCUGA
Caenorhabditis angaria is the source of this 3029-nucleotide messenger RNA. NCBI's taxonomy places the organism in Eukaryota, Metazoa, Nematoda, Chromadorea, Rhabditida, Rhabditidae. The record is from the annotation of a GenBank genome assembly.